Messenger RNA from Portunus trituberculatus (swimming crab), 915 nucleotides. Its product is annotated as pro-resilin-like. NCBI's taxonomy places the organism in Eukaryota, Metazoa, Arthropoda, Malacostraca, Decapoda, Portunidae. The record is from RefSeq and is a predicted model, not a curated record. The transcript has 3 exons. The coding region runs from base 360 to 776 and encodes 138 amino acids. Gene Ontology annotation, cellular component: extracellular matrix.
CGCAUGCGCCACAUCCCGACUACUAUCAAACAGGUGUAACAGAAGUCACAUGGGUUUUUAAGGGUGUUUUGACGUUUGUGGUGACAUACGAACAAGAUUUCUUCAUCAUUAACGGGAGAAAUACUCUGGAGAACCUGGGGAGUAAUUUAUGUUGGCUUUUGAAAUAGUCGUGCUGAGAGACCAAAAUGUUUCAGAAUACGGACUUUCACUCGGCGGGAAAGGUGUAGUGCUUUUAACUUUACAGGAAUAAAGAAAUAAAUCGAUUGAAUGAAAAAGGAGAUAAUAGAAAAGAAGCGCAGCUGGAGAUAAGAUAACUGGUGGUGGCAGCAGUUGUGGUGGUGGUGACGGUGUGCACGGUAAUGGCGGACCCUGCUGGACGGGCGGGCGGCCAGGGCUAUGGAGGAAGCGGCGGCGGCGGUGGUGGUGGUGGGGGCGGCGGCGGAGGCGGUGGGGGUGGAGGAUCAUUCGCCCCCGCCAGCUACACCUUCCAGUACGACGUGAACGACGGCACCUCAGGGAACUUCUUUGGCCACCAGGAACAGCGGGAGGGAGUGAACACCCAGGGCGCCUAUUACGUCCAGCUGCCGGACUCUCGCACGCUGAGGGUGGAGUACACGGCUGACGAGGGCGGCUACCGACCUGUCAUUACCUUCGAAGGCGAGGCGCAGUUCCCUACAGGAUCCCAGGGUGGUGGUGGUGGCGGUGGUACGGGUCGGCCUCAGGGAUCGUACGGGGCACCUCCCACCCCCUCCCAGUCCUACAUCAAGAGGAAGUAGAAAACAACACUGCACGUGAAGUUAAGCAGUCGUCCCUUAAUUGUUAUGAUAUAUACCUACGUACUUUGCACUGUUUGUUGUCAUAACCGAUCUUGUUUAUGCAAUUCUUACUGUUGGUAAAUAAAGGUUUGUUGGUCAA